GCGGCAACUGUUUACGUUGUCCAACACUGUCGGCUUCGGUCUUUGUUUAGCCGCGUAAAAUUUACCAAACACCUUUAAGAGGCGACUUAAGUUGUACCAAACGUGCUCUUGAAUAAUUUAUAAAAGCAAUAAAUGUGUAGAGUUUAUUGUAAGGGUAGCAACUAACACAAGUCAAUCAUUUUUACUGCCCUGCCGUUCCAACAAUAAGCACAUUUUGCGCGCCAAAACGAGACUAACAAAAUGGCCCAAAUUCAGGAAUACCAGAACUUGGUGCUCGAUGCACUCGAAGUUGUGGAUUUUAAGCUGAUUCGAGAGAAGGGCGACAUAAACAACGAUGCCCUUACUUUUCACCCCGCCAUGGCCCACCAGAUUUUCGGGGAGUCCGAGACGAUUUUUGGCUACCAGGACUUGCAUGUACGUGUGAUGUACACAGCUGGGCCUUUGCACAUUUACCUGGGCAUUGAGUACGGCAACCGGGUGAACGAAAUUUCUGGCGGCGAGGUCAAGGCCGACGACGUGGUCAGCACCAUUGCACAGAGCCUGCCCGACGGAUGUUACUUCAUCAACUUGGAUGAGUUUUUAAAGACGCUGGACAAGGCGGACAAGUUUCAGCCUUUUGGCGAGAAAAUCGGGGAAUAUACCCAGGUGUCCGACGAUGGAACCGAACGGCUCUUCGAGAUCUACCAGUGCGACUACAAGAGUUCGUCAUUCCUCAAGUUCUUUGCACGGCUGCAGACCUUUAUAUUGUGGUUCGUGGACGCUGCCUCGUACAUCGACACCGAUGACCCACAGUGGUGUUACUUUUUGUGUUAUGAAAAAUACAAGAACAGCGAUGGUCAGUGGCAAUACGCCACCGCUGGGUAUACCACUGUAUAUGAGUAUUACGCCUAUCCGGAAAACAAGCGACCCAGGAUUAGUCAGAUGCUGAUAUUACCACCCUUCCAAAAGCUUGGACUCGCCACCCAGAUGGUGGAGAGCAUUUACAAGUUCUACCAGUCGCAGAAGAAUGUAAUCGAUAUCACAGUAGAGGAUCCGUCUGAGGAUUUCCAGCGGUUGCGCAAUUUUGUUGACGCUCGUCUAUGUAAGGAACUCAAGUCCUUUGCCCGCGCGGAAAUUAUCAAAGGAUUUAACAAGGAGAUGGUGCGUGAGGCCCGAGAAACAUUGAAGCUAAAUCCCCGCCAGGUGCGGAAAGUGUACGAGCUUUUGCGUCUGUUCUACACCAAUAUCAAUGAGGAAAAGGAGUAUAAGGCCUACCGACUGGAGGUCAAAAAACGGCUGAAUGCCGUCCACUACAAGCAGCUAAAGGAUCUACAGAAAAUGGAACGCCUUAAGAUGGAUACCGAAAUGAUUAGGGCCCGCCUGCCUACGGUGAAGCAACGCAUGGAUCAGUUGCAGGAAGAGUACACUGUGGUCGAGCAGGACUACCAGCACGCCAUUGCCAAAUUAAGAGCCUUGUAAGGUCUGUCUUCGGAUGCAAGGGGUGUUGAUGAGUAAUUUAUUUCGUUUUCCGUUUUCUAAAUAUGUUGAUUACAAAAUACAUUAUUUUGCUAUAAGCCUACAGUAGGAUUUUCGAAUAAAUAUUAAAAAUUACAAAUA
This is a messenger RNA of Drosophila serrata, 1596 nucleotides long. It is a transcript of the gene Hat1, whose product is annotated as histone acetyltransferase 1. Gene Ontology annotation, cellular component: nucleus. Gene Ontology annotation, biological process: subtelomeric heterochromatin formation. Gene Ontology annotation, molecular function: histone binding; histone acetyltransferase activity. NCBI's taxonomy places the organism in Eukaryota, Metazoa, Arthropoda, Insecta, Diptera, Drosophilidae. The record is from RefSeq and is a predicted model, not a curated record.